Acanthosepion pharaonis is the source of this 1110-nucleotide messenger RNA. NCBI's taxonomy places the organism in Eukaryota, Metazoa, Mollusca, Cephalopoda, Sepiida, Sepiidae. The record is from the annotation of a GenBank genome assembly.
AUGCAGUCACCUAAUCUUAUUGAUGGUACACCAUACACUGGGGUCUCAUCACCAAAGGGAACCAGCCCUGUACCAGCUAAAUUUAAUGAAAGAUCUCCUAUGAGAACUCCUCCUAAGGCUGGUUCCACCAACAAACUUCAUUAUGUGCCUGUAACUAUGCUUGAAGAUGUGCAGGCUUUAAGAACUGUGGCCUUCCAUCCCUCGGGCAGUUUGUAUGCUAUUGGAUCUAACUCCAAAGUUUUACGUAUCUGCUCUUUUCCAGACAUUCAAGACAUUCAGCAGUCACAUGUCACCCAACCUGCUAAUGUUGUAUUCAAAAGAACCAAGCAUCACAAAGGCUCUAUAUAUUGUUUAGCAUGGAAUGCUCAAGGAAACUUGAUUGCAACUGGAUCAAAUGACAAAUCAGUCAAACUAACAACAUUUAGUUUGGAUACCUGUACUGCUGAUGGUCCUGAAAUUGAGCUGACCUGUCAUGAUGGCACCAUUCGAGAUGUUCUCUUUAUGGAGGAAAUUGCCAACCAUUCUUCCACGUUGGUCAGUGCAGGUGCUGGUGACUGUUCUAUAUGUAUUACAGAUUGUGAACGUGGAACACUGGUGCGCAAAAUGCAAGGACAUUCUGGUCAUAUUUAUUCCUUGUGUCAAUUGAGCAGUCACAUGUUUGUAAGUGGCUCACAAGAUAAAACUGCUCGCUUUUGGGAUCUCAGAGCUUCAGCUGCCCUCACGUGUGUACCUAGUAUGGAACCUGGCAGUGCUUUUGCGUCUGUAUGUGUAGAUCCAUCUGGCCGCCUCCUCUCAUCUGGCCAUGAAGAUGCAUCUGUAAUGUUAUACGAUAUACGUGGUGGUCGUGUUGUACAGAGCUUCAAACCACAUCAGGGAGAAUGUCGUACUGUGCGCUUCUCAAUGAAUGCCUAUUACCUUCUCACAGGUUCCUAUGAUCAGAAGAUUGCACUUACUGACCUCCAUGGGGAUCUGCUGCGUCCUCUCCCCAGUGUGAUUGUGGCUGAACACAAGGACAAAGUUAUCCAGUGUCGCUGGCAUCCAUCAAAGCUGUCAUUUGUCAGUACCAGUGCUGACCGGACGGUUGUGUGCUGGGCUCUCCCACUGCCCUGA